Messenger RNA from Mustela erminea (ermine), 1216 nucleotides. Its product is annotated as ribosomal RNA processing protein 36 homolog. The record is from RefSeq and is a predicted model, not a curated record. The transcript is spliced from 3 exons. The coding region runs from base 1 to 813 and encodes 270 amino acids. Gene Ontology annotation, biological process: maturation of SSU-rRNA from tricistronic rRNA transcript (SSU-rRNA, 5.8S rRNA, LSU-rRNA). Lineage: Eukaryota; Metazoa; Chordata; Mammalia; Carnivora; Mustelidae. Gene Ontology annotation, cellular component: 90S preribosome; nucleolus.
AUGGCCUUCUUUGUGGUUAAGUUUGCUGAAAGGUGGUAUAUAAAUCUUCGACAUAAUGGCUUCCUAUGGGAUAUUCAAAGAAAUUGUCAGAGCGUGGCGGCGGCCGCCGGGCCUCCUCGCGGUGGCCGGGGCGGCGGGGAGGACGCCGGGGUCCUGCGGAAGGACACAUCUAACAUGUCAUUUGAAGAGCUAUUGGAAUUGCAGAGCCAAGUGGGGACUGAGACAUACAAACAGUUGGCAGCUGGAAACAGUCCUAAGAAGCAAGGUUCUAGACCACGUGUCCAAAAUGCGUGUGUUGCAGAUAAGCACAGGCCUCUGGAAAUGAUAGCCAAGGUCCGGGUGCCAUUUUUGCGUCAAGUUGUCCCCAUCAGUAAGAAGGUAGCCCCGGAUCCCCGCUUUGACGAUCUUUCAGGAGAAUAUAAUCCUGAGGUGUUUGACAAAACCUAUGAAUUCCUGAAUGGCAUCCGAGCCAAAGAGAAAGAGCUGGUGAAAACGCAGUUGAAGAAGCACCGUUCUGGGCAGGAGCAGGAGAAACUGCAGCAGCUGCUUCAGAGGAUGGAGCAGCAAGAACGGGCACAGCAGGAACGCAAGCGGCAACAGGAGCUGCGCCUGGCCCUGAAGCAGGAGCAGAGGGCUCGGGCCCAGCAGGGCCAGCGGCCAUACUUCCUGAAGAAAUCUGAGCAGCGCCAGUUGGUCCUAGCUGAGAAGUUCAAGGAGCUGAAACGCAGCAAGAAGCUAGAGAGUUUUUUAAGUCGAAAGAGGCGCCGAAACGCAGGCAAGGACCGGAGACAUCUCCCCUUGAGCAAAGAGUAAUAAGGAACUGUCCUGAGCUCUGCCACUGUGAGCCCAGUGAGAAAUGGAUCUGUGGGGACAGACUUUGGCUUGGCCUGUUCUGGUUCUUUUCCAUCCAAGGGCAAGAAUCUUAGCCCUUAAGCUAGGUUGGCUCAAAGACGAUGACUAGAGGGCUCUUGGACUGCUCCAGGGUUGGACAAGAAGAAGAGCAACUCAGCCUUGUGCUAUGCCACACUUCUCUGUUUGGAUCUGGUUCCUCGUGUCCUCAUGUCCUCCCAUCCUUGCUUUAGACCAAUGAUUGUGGUACAGAAGAGAACAGGCCAGUGAGUGAUCUUAAGGCUGGUGAAGGUCAUGAAGUCUGUGGAUGGUUCCUAGAGCUGGGACUUUAUUUAAGAACCAAUUCAUAAACAUUCCUGUCACUCUU